Messenger RNA from Lodderomyces parapsilosis, 1329 nucleotides. RefSeq lists its product as uncharacterized. Bases 1 to 1329 code for a protein of 442 amino acids. Lineage: Eukaryota; Fungi; Ascomycota; Pichiomycetes; Serinales; Debaryomycetaceae. The transcript has a single exon. The record is from RefSeq and is a predicted model, not a curated record.
AUGUCAGAAACAGACGAUGUAUUCGAUUUGAUAAAUUCAUUACCUGAAACAACACCACAACAGGACUCCAAAACCAAUGUUAAACCAACUGAUGAUAAAGAAGUGUUUGAUUUUCUUGACGAAAUAGCUCAGCAUGAACAAAAAAAGCCCAAAAAGAAAAUGGAACCAAAGAAGAAGGUGGAGAAUAUAGUUAGCUCUAAUGACGAAGAAGGAGAAGAGACAAAUGAUCCAACUACGGGGACUUCCUCAUCAGAUACCACUGAUGACCAUCAUGCUCAACAAAAGGAGCCAAAGGAGUCACCACCAGAUCACCUCGAAGUAAACCCAAUUGCAUCAUUAUCAUCGUGGUGGAAUCUGGAAGGAAACCAAAAAGUUUCAAAUUUGUGGGGCACCAUCACUUCCAAUGCCGAAAAAUUGAGUGAACAAACUUAUCAAUUGGCAUCAUCAACAACUAAUCAAUUGAAUGAACAAUCAAGAAAACACUUGGAUACCGAACAAAUUGGAUCUCGAUUAAACAAUUUAUUCAUAAACAUUUCACAACAAAUCAAACAAGGGUUAAUUGAAGACGCUGAUGAAGUGCUUAAUAUCUUGUUGGUUUCCGAUUUGUAUAACUUCACAUAUUUGCGUAAAUUAGUAUCCAAUAAUUUUAACUUGGCCAUGAAUCAAGUUGAAGGUGAUAUCAAUGUCACUGUGCACGAGUUUAAUCAUCAUGAGGAGAAAAGUGGCGGUAAUGGUAACAAUGGUGAUCAUGUCAAGUUGAAUUUAUUUUAUGGUAAAUUGAUUGAUGGUGAAAAAUUGGCCAAUGCAAAUUUGGAAAAUGCCAUUAAGGAGUAUAAAAAGGCUGAAAUUGCAAAGGAAAAGAAUGAUCAGGAGAAGGCAGAGCAGAAGGAAAAUAUCGAUAAGGAACAAAAGAUAGAAGAAGACAAUGACUAUGCCGAUACUCGCGAGAUUAUCAAAUCCAACAUCUUUAUCACAAUACAACCAAUUACCACUAAAAUCGACUCCAAACCACAAGAUGCAGCUGAAAAUGACUCACCAUCAACAACAUCCAUAAUCGACUCCCACAAUGCCACAUCGUUUUCAUUUACAUUGAUCCUCAAUGACAUUACAAACAACAUCACCAUAACUACACGUACACAACCAUUCCCAUUACGCUGGGCACAAUGGCUUGAUGGUGAACAGUUGAAGUUGAAUGAUGCGGGUGAUGUGGAAUUGGGAUUGGAUAAUGUUGAUCCUAAAGAAUGGGUUAAAGAUUGGAUUCGACAAGGGUUGAAUUUGGGCGUUGGUGUAUUGGCACAAGAGUAUGUGAUAAAGAGAAUGGGUAUAUAG